AUGCCUACCGACCUCUCCAGCAAAGUCAGGGCACGAAUGGAGACCCUCGGCCUGGGUCCUAGCGGCCCCGGAGGCGCUGGCGGGGAAGUGCGGUCUGCCGCCGCGGGGCGCCUUGUGGCCCCCAAGGGCCGUGUGGCGGUGGCGGCGGAGAGCUCGAGCGCGUGCGACAGCGCGGCGAUUGGGAGCUAUAAGAAGUCCCCAGAGGUCAAGAAGCUGAUUGAGCGGGCCAUAUCGUGCAACCUGCUCUUUGAGGGGCUGCCCCAGGCGGCGCUUGACGUCAUCAUUGACUCCAUGCAGCCGAGGGCCGUGGAGGCCAAUAAGGACAUUAUCAAGCAGGGCGACGUCGGCGCCACAGAGUUUUAUGUCCUCGAGACAGGCGCGGCGGAGGCCCUCCUGCUGCGCAGCGGCGACCCCAAGCCGCGCCGCGUCGCGGCCUACGGCCCCGGCGGCUCCUUCGGUGAGCUGGCGCUGCUCUACUCGGCGCCACGCGCCGCGACGGUCCGCACGACCGCGCCGUGCGCGCUGUGGGUGGCGGAGCGCGCGGCGGUCAUGCGCAUCAAGCGGCAGUUUGCGGAGCGGCAGGCGCAGGCCAAGCUGGAGCUGCUGGAGCGCGUGCCCAUGUUUGGGUGCCUGACUGACCAGCACAAGCAGCUGCUGGCGGGUGCCAUGGAGCAGCUGUCCUUCUCGGCGGGCCAGGCCAUCCUGUCGGAGCGCGAGCGCGGGGAGGUCUUCUUUAUCGUGAAAGAGGGCGCCGUCGCCCCCAGGGCGCCCAGCGCGCCCGCCGGCGCGCCGCCGCCCGCCGGCGCGCCGCGCCUCGGCCCAGGCGAGUUCUUUGGUGAGCGCGCGUUGCUGUCCCCAAGCAGCGGCGCGUUCAGCGGCGGGUCGUGGUCUGGAUCUGGAUCUGGAUCUGGGUCGUCGUCCGGCGCUAGGGGCGGCGGCGAGGGCUGGGACUACUAUGCAGACUCCCAGAGGGUGGUGGUGCUGGCGAUGCGGCGCGCCGAGUUUGAGCGGCUGCUGGGGCCGUACGAGGAGCUCUGGAGGUACGAGGUCCUGCGCCGCGUGCCAAUCCUGUUUGCGCUGUCAGACCGCCAGCUCUGGCAGCUCGCGCGCCUGCUGCUGCCGGGCGCGUACCGCAAGGGCGAGGCCGUGUUCCGCACCGGCGACGAGGCCGACACCUUCUACAUAGUGCAGUCGGGGGCGUUCACCUGCUUCACCAGCGAGGUGGGCGGCCUGUUCACGAGUGCCGAGCCCCUGCUGAUUGGCUACGAGGGCAAGGAGCUCGCGCGUGUGGGCCCCGGGCAGUGCUUCGGGGAGCUGGCGCUGCUGCACUCUGAGGGGCGCGCCGCCAACGUCAUGGCGCUCGAAGACUCCAAGGUGCUGACGCUGCGCAGGGAGGCCUUCCACCAGCUGCUGGGCCGCCUAGACACCCUCCGCCACAUGUGGCGCUUCGAGGCGCUGCGGCGCGUGCCGCUGCUCAGGGGGCUGCCCGACAAGAAGCGCGCCGAGCUGGCGGCGGCGCUGUCGCAGCUGGCCGUGCCCAAGGGCAGCGCGGCGGUCACGCAGGGCGAGGAGGGCAACGCCUUCUACAUAGUGGAGAGCGGCCAGCUGGCGGCCUUCAAGGACGGCGGCCCCGCGCCCGUCAUGGCGUACGGUCCUGGCGACUACUUUGGGGAGCUCGCACUCAUCAGGACGGACAGUCGCCGCGCGGCCACAGUCCGCGCGCGCACAGAUGCCACCCUGCUGGCCCUGGAGCGCGGCGACUUCCACCGCCUGCUGGGGCCCCUGGUGCCGCAGCUGCAGGCGGCCGCACAGAACUACAAGGGCUUCGCCGCAUCAUCCACCAGGAUCGGCAAGGAGGUCCAAGUCUCAGACCUCCAGCAGCUCGCGGUCCUGGGCGCCGGCGGCUUUGGCCGCGUGACCCUCGUCAAGGUCGCCUCCGCCGCCGCCACCGCCAGCCCUUACUACGCGCUCAAGCAGAUGACUAAGGCAUACAUCAAGGCGCAGGGCCUCGUGCGCCACGUGCACCGCGAGAAGCAGGCCAUGCUGGAGGUGGACUCCCCCUGGCUGGUCAACCUGGCGGCCACCCUCAAGGACGACCGCAACAUAUACAUGCUGCUGGAGGCCGUCCUGGGGGGAGAGCUGUUCGCAUACCUCCAGACGCGCCGCGCGGCCCUGCCGGAGCCCCACGCGCGGUUCUACGCGGCCAGCGUGGUGCUGGCGCUGGAGGCGCUGCACAGCCGUAACCUUGUGUACAGGGACCUGAAGCCAGAGAACCUGCUGAUCGACCAGGACGGAUACAUCAAGAUGGCGGACUUUGGUUUUGUGAAGAAGGUGCUGCCCGGGACGCGCACCAACACGCUGUGCGGCACGCCGGAGUACCUGGCCCCCGAGAUUAUCGCACAGGAGGGGCACUGGCAGGCUGCUGACUGGUGGUCAACAGGCGUGCUGAUCUUUGAGCUGGUGGCGGGGGCCUGCCCAUUCUACAGCGAGGACCGCAUGGAGAUGUACCGCCAGAUCGUGGCGGCAAACGUCAAGUGCCCGCCGCACUUCUCGCCGGAGCUUUGUGACCUGGUGAAGCGCCUGCUGGUGCGCCGCCCCGCGCUGCGCCUCGGCGUGCAGGCCGGCGGCGCCGACGACAUUAAGCGCCACCCCUGGUUCACCGGCUUUGACUGGGCCGCGUUUGAGGCGCACACCCUGAAGGCCCCCUACGUGCCCAAGGUGGCUCACCCGGGUGACGCGAGCAACUUCAAGCCGCAUGUCGACGACGGCGCCGCGGGCGGGGCGUACCGCGACCAGCCGUACAAGACCACCGGCGACUUUGCCAACUUCUGA
Messenger RNA from Monoraphidium neglectum, 2832 nucleotides. RefSeq names its product protein kinase A. Gene Ontology annotation, cellular component: cAMP-dependent protein kinase complex. Gene Ontology annotation, biological process: signal transduction; peptidyl-serine phosphorylation. NCBI's taxonomy places the organism in Eukaryota, Viridiplantae, Chlorophyta, Chlorophyceae, Sphaeropleales, Selenastraceae. The record is from RefSeq and is a predicted model, not a curated record. The transcript has 19 exons. Gene Ontology annotation, molecular function: cAMP-dependent protein kinase activity; ATP binding. Bases 1 to 2832 code for a protein of 943 amino acids.